CCAGCUUCCUCACCCUGGCAACGGGCGGGUGACUCCUUCCGGUGCAGUGAGGGCUCUGGGCUGACGCGGGGUGACUCCUCUCAUGCAGUUGCUUUCCGAUAGAAAUAUGCUCUAACCUUAGUAGAAGAUGGUAGUUUUGGAGAAUGACCAUGGAGAAGGGGACGAGUUCUGGACAAGGGCUGCCCUCCAGAAGCCCUCAGGAAGCAAAGCAGUCCCCUAAAGAGAGACGAGGAGGCUUUGUGCUAGUCCAUGCAGGUGCAGGUUAUCAUUCUGAGUCCAAAGCUAAGGAAUAUAAACAUGUAUGCAAACGAGCUUGUCAGAAGGCAAUUGAGAAGCUACAGGCUGGUGCUCUGGCGACAGAUGCAGUAACUGCAGCACUGGUGGAACUUGAGGAUUCUCCUUUUACAAAUGCAGGAAUGGGAUCUAAUCUAAACCUCCUUGGGGAAAUUGAGUGCGAUGCCAGCAUAAUGGAUGGGAAAUCCUUAAAUUUUGGAGCAGUUGGUGCACUUAGUGGAAUCAAGAACCCAGUCUCAGUUGCAAACAGACUCCUGUGUGAAGGACAGAAGGGCAAACUCUCAGCUGGCAGAAUUCCUCCCUGCUUUUUAGUUGGAGAAGGAGCCUACAGAUGGGCAGUAGAUCAUGGAAUUCCCUCUUGCCCUCCUAACAUCAUGACUACAAGAUUCAGUUUAGCUGCAUUUAAAAGAAACAAGAGGAAACUAGAGCUGGCUGAAAGGGUGGAAACAGAUUUUAUUCAACUGAAGAAAAGAAGACAAUCAAGUGAAAAGGAAAAUGACUCAGGCACUUUGGACACAGUGGGUGCUGUGGUUGUAGACCAUGAAGGGAAUGUUGCUGCUGCCGUCUCCAGUGGAGGCCUGGCCUUGAAGCAUCCAGGGAGAGUUGGGCAGGCUGCUCUUUAUGGAUGUGGCUGCUGGGCUGAAAAUACUGGAGCUCAUAAUCCCUACUCCACAGCUGUGAGUACCUCAGGAUGUGGAGAACAUCUCGUGCGCACCAUACUGGCUAGAGAAUGUUCACAUGCUUUACAAGCCGAAGAUGCUCACCAAGCUCUGUUGGAGACUAUGCAAAACAAGUUUAUCAGUUCCCCUUUCCUUGCCAGUGAAGAUGGUGUGCUUGGCGGUGUGAUCGUUCUCCGAUCGUGCAGGUGUUCUGCAGAGCCAGACUCCUCCCAGGACAAGCAGACACUUCUAGUGGAAUUUCUUUGGAGCCACACAACGGAGAGCAUGUGUGUUGGAUAUAUGUCAGCCCAGGAUGGGAAAGCCAAGACUCACAUCUCAAGACUCCCUCCUGGUGCGGUGGCAGGACAGUCGGUUGCAAUCGAAGGUGGGGUUUGCCGCUUGGAGAGCCCAGCGAACUGACCCUGCUGGCUGAGCGUGAAGUAUCGGCGGCGAGGCAUUUCAGAACAUGAGCUUUUGGGGGGUUUUAAAGCUCCUUGUUUUAUAAUUCGCAUUGGAACCUUGUGCACCGCUCAAAACACAAGUGCUGCUGUAGUUAGCGCUUAGUGAUGCGCGGACCUUUGGUGGGUGCCGGACGGUGUGUGGAUGUGUGAGUGUGUGUGUACGCGCAUAUGUGUGCGGUCUAUGUGCUUGCUUCUCCCUCGAUGAAAUAGAAUCUCCUCAUUGUGUAACCAAUGACUGGGAAUGAUCGUCUUUACAAAACGUGUGCUUUAACUGUUUACAAGUAAAACCUAAGGUUGCAGGAAACAUUUUUUAUUUCAUAAAGAGUAAGUACCAACUGUCAUUGAUGUAAUGUGUCUGAGCUGAAGAGUAAAUCUACUUGUUUAAAUGAUUUGACAGUGGUCGUGCUCCAUUUAAUAGCAGUAAUAAGUAAUAAGGUGUUUUUAUUUGUGAAUCAGUUUAAGUAGAUCUUGUGGUAACUUAAACUGUGGUCUUCUUCCCUCAUUUGGGGCAUUUUUCUUUAACAAAGAGUGGUUUCAGUGAAACAAUCCAGCAGAGAAUUAAGGUCAGAACCUUUUUAAGUAAUAGUCUUAUUGAUAAAGUUUGUACUUCUUCCCUCUGCUUUUCUAAGAUUCAGUACUGCUUAGCUUUGAGCUGUAUGUAAUGUAUUAUGAAAGACUAUGUAAAGAGAACAUACAGUAACGCACAGUCCUUAAUUGUGUAUAGUGGAAUGUUAUUUACAAUGUAACACUGUAAAUAAGAAAGCAGAGUUUAUGGGAAAAUUCAAUAUUAUCUUUGUUUCUUGUUUAAAUAUAUUUUUAAGAUAAAGACACAAAAAUAAAAAAAAAGUAUUACCAGG
Molecule: messenger RNA, 2271 nt
Organism: Chinchilla lanigera (long-tailed chinchilla)
Lineage: Eukaryota; Metazoa; Chordata; Mammalia; Rodentia; Chinchillidae
Gene: Tasp1
Product: taspase, threonine aspartase, 1
Exons: 14
Coding region: 144-1373 (409 amino acids)
Biological process (GO): protein maturation
Molecular function (GO): threonine-type endopeptidase activity
Source: RefSeq, a predicted model, not a curated record